Porites evermanni is the source of this 3844-nucleotide messenger RNA. The record is from the annotation of a GenBank genome assembly. Lineage: Eukaryota; Metazoa; Cnidaria; Anthozoa; Scleractinia; Poritidae.
AUGAUGAUCAUGGUGAUGGUGAUGGUGAUGGUGAUGGUGGUGGUGGUGGUGGUGGUGGCGGUGGUGGCGGCGGCGGCGGCGGCGAUGGCGAUGGCGAUGGCGAUGGCGAUGGCGAUGGCGAUGGCGAUGAUGAUGAUGAUGAUGAUUUUGAUGAUGAUGAUGAUGAUGAUGAUGAUGAUAAAAUUACUUAAUGAUAAUGAUAGUAGAAUAAUUUCCAUCUGUUUGCAGUCCAUCAAUGUUGCUUUCCUUGGUUGUGAGAGGUUCACAGACGUUCUUAGCUCCUUUAAACUGGCAGGAACCAUGUUGGGAGAAAUUUUGUCAGGUAUUAUUUUAGUUAUUGAAUAUAUACUCUAGAUUCAUCUAGUAAUAACUGAAAAUGAUGACAUGUAAAAGUCAUGCAACAUAACAUGGGCACAUGGACUUCUACAAUUAUUAAAAAAUUAUGAAUUUAAACUACAGAAAACAAAAAUUAUUUUUAUGUUUCAACUACACAUUUAGUUCUGGUUGCAAACAGUUAAAGGUAAAUAAUUGUCAUUAUCCAUAAGCAGAAGACAACCAAACAAAAGUUGAACAUUGGAUUAAACUGAUGACGGCAUGAAUCAUGCCAAAAUAUUUCUUUAAUUUGAUUCUUACCUUUAUUCUAAUAAAUAAUAGUAUUAAUGAUGAAUCCCACAUACUAACAAAACUUGACAAAUUUCUUUUUCUUAUGGCAUGUUCAUGAAGGACCUAAUUUUUUACUUCAGCAUUUGAAUUCAUGGAUUGUUCCUCUAUGCAUCUUGUGGAAAGUAAACUUGGUUUACACAAUCCAAUCAAUAAAUGGCCAUUUUAUGUGCUCAUUGAGACCUUUGGUUCUAAUAGCAGCCAUGAUGAAGAGGUUUGUAACAUGCUUACAGAUCAGCUACCACCUAGAAUAUACUGAUUAUGCCAUAGCCCAUUUUCUUUUCAAUUGUUUAUAAAUAUUGAAUUAAAAUAUUAUCGUUCUAAAACUUUUCUUUUGUUAUACGUAUGUUUCUAAGAUGUGCAACAGCUGUGAUUCAUCACAUGUUUAAAAAUAGUUUGCAAGCAGAAAAGAAAGUCUUGACAGGAUAGUUGACAAGCAUCAAUAAGAGUCUUCAUAGCCAAUAACAUCAUGGCUUUACUGACAGAUGACCAAUAAUUUUGUGACUUAUGACCAAUCAGGUCAAUAGCACUGUUUAAUACCAUGCACUGAUGUGAUACAAUGAUAAAACUUACUUAACUCUAGAGAUGACUACCACACUGGUUGUUUAAAAUUAUGUCAGUGACGGUCACUAACAGUCCUAUCUGGGACUAUGCUCACCUGGACAAUCAUAUUAUGACAUUUUUUAAUGUUUGGUCAAAUUUGUGAGUUUCUUGAAUUGUAUAACCAGCCUGGAAGUUUUUGUAAUCUUUUGUAGAAAAUGAGUCUUUUCCUUGAAAAAGUGAUAUCUGACAACACGGCUCGAGAUGGCACUUUAGCAACAGACUUAACUAAGGUGUGUUCCUCAUUUAAACUUGUUGUUGUUGUUGUAUCUCUUUGGCAAUUAUCAAAUAAAUUUAAUAACAAUAAAGGAGUUGUGACUAAUAGUUUUGUUCAGAAGUAUAAUUUUUUUUCUUGAAGAUAAAAGCAGUUUGGGCUUUACGUGAAAGAAUAGCAGAGGCUUUGAUGUUUUGUGGUACAGUGUAUAAGGUAAUUAAUAUGACUGGUACACACCAGUACAUUUUCAAGAUUAUAGCUAUAACUAAAUACAUGAGGAGAUUAUGGUAACUGGUGCUGACUUUAAAGAACCAGGUAGCUAACAAGACACUGACCUUUUCCACCCCCUCAAAUGGUUUGUUAAUCAGUGGGUGGUGUAACAUAUACAAUCCAUUAAAUUCAAGUACUAAAAACAGACAUUUAAGUGAAAAAUAUAACUCUUACUCAUUCACAAGAGGUUAGUAAGCAGUCAUUGGAUUUAAUAAUAAAAUAUUAGAUGAAAAUAAAUUUUGUGUUAAAAGAUGUUUGUCUGUGAGAUCACAUAGUUAAGAAUGGCUUUAAGUGAAAAUAUGAUGCUGUUUAUGACCUUUUUACACAAUGUUUCAAUGUUUUUUAUGUUCGUAGUAUGAUCUGUCACUGCCUUUGCCAAAGAUGUAUGAGCUUGUGUUGCACAUGAGAGAACGACUCGUUGAUAUGCAGGUCACUAAUGUUGUUGGAUAUGGUCACCUAGGGGAUGGUAAGUAGUUGAAUCUCAUUCCACCCACCCACCCACCCCUAUUCCACCUGUAUUAGGAAAAAACUCAUCUGUCGUGCGCAGCUAGCUCAUACUGAAUCUUUGCUGGUAUGAGCAGUGAACAUGCCUGCUUUAUAUUACCAAGAAACCUAAAACUAAUGAAGCUAUGUUCUAGAAAAUAAAAAUGUUUACAGACAGGAUUAUUCUGUUAAUUCCUACUUGUGAGAGAGAAGAACUUGUACUUAGUAGUUUAUGCUAAAACACUGAAUUGAAAGUUGUCACAAGGUACAGUCUAACCUCACCUUAUGGACACCUCUUUAAUAUGGACACCUCUCUAUUACGGACAGUUCGUUUGGUCCCAGAAAUGCCACAAAUCAUACAUUCCCUACCUCUAUAGUACGGACACUUCUGUAAAGCGGACACUUGGUUCUGUCCCUUUGGUGUCCGUAUUAAAGAGGUUUGACUGUACACAAUUGGGAAACUAAGAACUGGACUUAAUGUAUAACCGACGGACUUGAAAACGAAAAAAUGCAAAGGAGUUGGUUAGCCUUUCUAAGCUUCGACUUUGACAAUUGAAUAAAAACUGCUAGUGAAAUAAGUGCCGGGUUUACAAGUUUGAAAAGAAAAGCACCACCUACCUGUGCCCCCCCCCCCCCCUCUUGAGUACACCACAAGAGGUUAAGUUGCUACAAUUUAUUUAUGAUAUUUUCAACACUUUACACAGGUAACUUGCACCUGAACAUAACGACACCAGACCACAGUGAUGAAGUGCUUAAUGAAAUUGAGCCAUAUGUUUUUGAGUGGACAGGUUUGGCCAUAUUUUAUUUACAAAUUCGUUUGUUUUUUAUGACAUAUUAAUAACCCAAACUGGAAGAUAAAAGUAAUAUGUAUAAACAUGAGUUACCAUGAUUUUUGAAAAGGAAGAGUUAAUUAACUUAUGUAGCUGCUAUUUUCAAAUUUAGUGACAAAGUUAACGCUGUUAACGGUCCAAUAUGUAUGCUCACAGAGAAUUCCCCAGACACUAAACGAGUUCCCAGAUUUUAAUGGUAGCUAAGGGACGCACAGAUGAAACUGAUUUUGAUGAAGGAUAAUUCGAGCCGAUCAUUUUAAACGUCUUGGGUGGGAAAAGGACGGGUGGCGAUCUUACUGUGGUAUUCUCUCUCAGCAAAACACCAUGGAAGUAUAAGUGCCGAGCAUGGUUUAGGAUUCAAGAAAGCAAACUACAUUCAUUUCUCCAAGUCGCCUUCCUCAGUUGCACUCAUGAAAGAGAUAAAAGGACUUCUUGAUCCCAAGGUACAAAAGCUGGAAACAAUAAAAUAAUACCAUGAUAAAACUGUGAAAGAUUUAUGAUAGUAUUUUCGUGUAGUUGUGAUAUAAGAACCAACAAACAUAUAUUUAUCCAGUACUCUUUAUUAAGAAAAAAGAUUGUUUGACCUUAGUUGAGCAAAUGACACAAUAUCUUUAUUAGUUAUUUUAUGAUCAUGGUGAAACAAAGGUAGUCCUAAAAACACUCACGGUUAAACAUUGUGUUUUCUGUAUUUGUGGCACUUUCUCUUUUCCUUGUAGAAAUAUAAUGUUAUUGUUUUGUUUUGUCACCGCAGGGAAUUAUGAAUCCUUACAAAGUCCUUCCACAUUAG